This is a messenger RNA of Ilyonectria robusta, 588 nucleotides long. RefSeq lists its product as uncharacterized. The annotation marks the transcript as partial. The record is from RefSeq and is a predicted model, not a curated record. The transcript has a single exon. Lineage: Eukaryota; Fungi; Ascomycota; Sordariomycetes; Hypocreales; Nectriaceae.
AUGGACGUCAACAUAUCCUCACUGCCCCAAUCUAAUGCCCCGUCAAGUUCUUCCUCCGUGUUACCCUCUGACAGUGCCUCACAAGUUGCCAGCACACUGUCGGAACCCGAGGCGUCGUCAGCUCAGCAUACGGUCAAGAGAAGGAAACUGAGAGCCACAUCAACAUGGGAUCACUUUCGAGAAGCUCAAGGCGACGAGCCACGCACUAUAAGCGGGAAAUUACUCCACUACUGCACGCGUUGUCGCAAUCCAUUCUGGUCAACCUACAUAUCUGGCAACGCCUGCUAUCAUCUCGAGAAGGCUCAUUACAUACUUGUUCGAGAGGAUUCAAAAUCUCAAAACAGGCGCCAACUAGCCAUCGAAAAUGCCUUCGCAAGAACAACUGGCAAGCAGAUGCAGCAAGUCAGGGAGAAUGAGAUGAACACUCUACGGAGUGUAAUCAAUGUCGAUGCCUUUCGGGAGGCACAGAUGCUGCUAUCCGCACAUAAACAUUUGCCGCUCAACUUCGUAACGUGGCCGGAAUACCAGGCACUUCUAGCCGCGAUAAACCCUGCCGUUAAAGAGUUCCUGACUGAUUCCGGUAGCACA